Messenger RNA from Tigriopus californicus, 2688 nucleotides. RefSeq lists its product as uncharacterized. NCBI's taxonomy places the organism in Eukaryota, Metazoa, Arthropoda, Copepoda, Harpacticoida, Harpacticidae. Gene Ontology annotation, cellular component: cytoplasm. The transcript has 4 exons. The record is from RefSeq and is a predicted model, not a curated record. Gene Ontology annotation, biological process: protein phosphorylation. Gene Ontology annotation, molecular function: ATP binding; protein serine/threonine kinase activity. Bases 653 to 2539 code for a protein of 628 amino acids.
AACGAACGUGGGUACAGUAAUUCCUUUCUCACAGGAACACCAAGGAUCUUUCUCUGACUCUCUAUCUAAUACUGCUCUAUACCUACUUUCAUACAUGUGUGGUUUGCUGCCACAAGAGCGCUCACGCGGGGAGAACCAGGGGCCGAAAAGGAAACCAAUCAGUAUUUGUUUGGGGGAACACCUUGUUCCACCCCAUUCAUAUUUCAAAAGGAGGUUGCUCCGUGAAUGUACGCAUUUCACCCCUCGCUUUUCUCACUCUACCUUUUCAUCGCCAAGUUUGGUCGAUUUGCUUGUUUUCUUUGUGCCUACAAACCUCGUAAUCUCCAUGAAUGCGUUCGUUUUUCCCGGUUACUAGUGAACACGUUCCAAUAUCCAAUAGUGGGACAAAGAUUGGGCCAGAUUUUGUGUGCUGGGCAAUCGAAUCAUAUCAUCAAGCAGGUGUUUACUCUCGUGGGCUGUGUUUGGACAGGUUUCAUGUGGUUUCAUUUGUGGUUCAUCAAGCUCCACCAAGGAUUGGUCUAUGUAUAUCCUAAUGAUCUUCCAAGAUUGGAGUGGCUUUCGUACCUGCACUUGACUUUCGACACGAUGAAUUCUUGAUUUUGCUUGUGUCUUCACAAUUCCUAUAUCGAUUGUGAACGCUUGUGAAGAGGCCAUGAAGUCUGUAGCUAAAGGUAAAAAAGUGUCGUUCUCAGACGAAUCGAGUUCCAAUGUUCCAACUUCCGGGGAUUUUGCCAAGCAAGUCCAAGACCGGCUUCUAGGGGAUCCCCAAAAAUCAACAUUUGAGAAGAAAUAUUUCCAAAACAUGUUGGCUAGAAUCCAAUCGAAGACAAACUCGUCCAAGAUCCCCAGGAGAGUCAAAGUAGACCAAGAGACAAAGCAUAUGAACAAGUUCGUGAACGAUGUUCUCAAUCGAACUUAUCCUUUUACGAGUGCGAAUAGUGGGACCAGCAAGUCCAAAAUUUCCCUAUUGGAUCGACGAAAAUCUCGAGCAGUUUCUCCUUUGGGAAACCCGCAUCAAUUGCGUCGGAGUUUCUCACACAAUGCAAUCCCGGACGAGGAUCCACUGAAAGUGAUUGGAACGAAGUCCUUCAUCAGUUCACGAUCAUGUUCCAGACCAGGUACACCCGAAAAUCGAACUUCGAGGAGUCGUGAAAUUCUUCAAAGGUUGCAGUCAAAGCUAGAAGAAACGAGAAGUGCCAUUAGAAGAAUCCCUGCCUUAAGAAAAAUGCCUAUGACCCAAAGCCUUGAUGAAAUUGGGAAUCUGGUGCUUGAAUUGGACAACAACUUGGACUUUGUACCGGGUGAUCUUCAGUCUCGAAUUACUGGUAGUGGUACUAACCAAAGUUCCCCAUUACUGGGCAUUCACGACCUUGGUGGGGACAUCUCAAUUGACUUUGACGCCAAACUGGGAGCAGGGACAUUCUCCAAGGUGUACUCGGCGGAUCUUCUUGGAUCUCGAGUGGCGGUCAAGAUUUUCAAUGAAAGUCAAGAAUCGAUUGAUGUGGUACAAGCUGCAUUUGACAACGAGCUAUCCAUGUUGGGUCAAGUGAGACAUCCCAAUAUCAUUCAAAUGUUAGGCUAUUGCGAGCCAAUGGCCAUUGUCUUGGAGUUUAUGGCGGGUGGAACGCUCCAAAGUCAUAUCCAAAGGCACAACUACCAAUGGAGCAAAGGCGAGUUCUUCUCGUUUGGCAAGCAGAUCCUGUUGGCAUUACUCUACCUUCACCAUCUUCCCAAUCCCAUCGUUCACAUGGACGUAAAAUCAAGUAAUCUCCUACUCGACUCGACUUGUCAGAAGUUGAAAUUAAGUGACUUUGGCUUUGCAAAGUCCUUGAGUCAUGUUAAUGGAACCAUUUCUUUGAGUGCUGUGAAAGGAACGCCGGCUUGGAUGUCUCCAGAAGUUCUCAAUCGACAGGCUGUGUGCACCAAGUCGGAUAUCUACAGCUAUGGCCUAGUUUUACUGGAGAUCAUUACGCGAAAAAAACCGUAUGAGGGCCUGACCCUGCAGGAGGUGUGCGAGGCCGUAUUAAGCGGGAAACACCCCGAUGUAGAUCCCGAGGUCGAUUCCAAGGUACCUGGGAUCUCGCCCAUGGUUCAGUUGUGUUGGAGCUCCAACCGUGAUUUGAGACCCAACACUCGACAACUGUUCAACGAUUUCUUAGAUCUCGAGACGAAAGUGAACACUCAGUUGACCUGCCCAAGAGUUCCCUCACCUCCACCCAUGCCACCCACGCCCCAUGAAAAGCCUCAACAGCCUCAAAUGAUGGUCCAUGAGAGUCCUGAGGGCAGUCCAGAAAAGACGUUGACGCCAACGAGAACCUUUGUGAGGUCAUUUAGUGUGACCAAUGAGGAGUUGAUCAGGCAAAGGUGUAGCUUGAGAAGAACUCCGUCUCUCCCGCAUAAUGAUCUAUUGACCGAGGGCAAAGAUCUAGGCUCUGUAAUGAAGCAUGCUAUGAUCAAGAGGCGUGACCUAUUUGAGAAUGAUUCCUCAAGUAUGGAUGACGUUAGCCACAGUGAUUCACCUUGGCCUUUAGAGAAUUGAAUUGAACACUUACUAGUAUUUAUUUCGUAUUUGUCAGUCACUCAUUAUUGCUUACAACUGGAACACAAAAGAUUCCAUUGGCGAAAGCGUGAUACUUUGGAGACUAACAAUGGAUCUGGAAAGAAGAAGAUAAGCGAUAUAUAACAACA